AAAAAAAAAAAGGUAACAAUAAUAAUAAUGGAUGAUUAGAUAUUGAAAAAUGAUGGUGCAAUGACAAGAAUGUGACAAGAAACCAACAAUACAAUGAAAUAAGGUAAGGGAGAAUUAAGUUGUUUCUCAAUUUUCCCACCUUAAUCUGCCAUUGCUGUCACCUUGAUCUUUCUUCUCAACCUAAUCAUUAUUAAUAUUUAAACCUCGCCUUCACCCGACUAUGUUCUUCAUUCAUUCUCUUCCUCGAUAAACCUCUAGUAAUCGAUUCGGUUUAUUUCGUUAGCACGAAAUUAGAGAUGAAACUGUUGGUACUUAUCCUAUUCCCCUUACUUUUCCUUUUCUUCGCCGCACUAACUUCCGGCCAGUCGACGGGGGCAGCCGCCCCUGCACCUCCAGGCCCAACCAAUCUGACCGCUAUCCUCGAGAAAGCCGGGCGAUUCACCAUAUUCAUCCGCCUAUUGCAGAGCACCAAAGUGGCGGACCAGAUCUACACACAGCUCAACAAUUCAAACCAAGGCCUCACUGUUUUCGCCCCAACCGACGGCUCAUUCUCCGGCCUGAAAUCAGGCACGCUCAACUCCUUCUCCGACGAGCAGAAAACCGAACUCAUCCAAUUCCACGUCCUCCCUUCCUAUUUCUCGCCGUCGCAGUUCGAUACCGCGAGCAAUCCCCUGCGCACGCAAGCCGGCGGCAGCGAAGAGCUUUUCCCCCUGAACGUAACCGCCUCGUCGACGGGGAAUCAAGUGAACAUCACAACUGGAGAGACGAACGCCACGGUGGCUAACACUGUGUACACCGAUGGACAGCUGGCGGUGUACGAGGUGGACCAAGUCCUGCUCCCGCGCAGAUUUUUCGUGCCCCUACCGCCGCCGCCGCCGCCGUUGAAGCCCGCUCAAUCGCCGGAGUCUUCGCCAGGGUUUGGUGCUCCGGUCGUUGAUUCAUCUUCCGAUGCAAAUCGCCUUUAUAAAGAGGCGCUCCGUGCUAUGGCGUGUGCGGUGUUCGUUUUGGCAUCAUUUACAUAAAUAAAUAAUUUAUGCUUGGUGCGAUUUGUGGAUCUUUAAAAACUUAAAAUUGUAUUUCUGUGUAUAUUGUGCAAUAUUUUAUGAUUUUAAGGACCAAUGAUAUAAUAUUGAGAGUAAAUUUAUUUGCAAUCA
Molecule: messenger RNA, 1154 nt
Organism: Erythranthe guttata (spotted monkey flower)
Lineage: Eukaryota; Viridiplantae; Streptophyta; Magnoliopsida; Lamiales; Phrymaceae
Product: fasciclin-like arabinogalactan protein 12
Biological process (GO): plant-type secondary cell wall biogenesis
Cellular component (GO): plasma membrane
Source: RefSeq, a predicted model, not a curated record